AGUGUAGCUGUGCCAAUCGCACACUGCUGCGGAGAGUAUCGAGUAAAAUUGACCAAUCAAGAACGUGGGUGUGUCUAGUAACCAGGAAGCAGCGGUGGGAAGCGCACAAGGAAGAAGUGUGAGUGGGAAUUGCAGCAACUGAGUGAUAAUGAGCUCCCCGUGUAAACUGCCCCACGGACACAGCCACCAGCACAGCCACCACCACCACCAUCAUCAUGGGGGCCCCGAGGAGGACCCCGCAGCAGCAGUGCAGAAUACAGCGGAAGACUACAGCAACUGGGAUAUUGUUAAAGCCACACAGCACGGAAUGCUGGAGAGGUGCAGGGAGUUGGUGGACGCAGGUUAUGAUGUCAGACAACCGGACAAGGAAAACGUGACUCUUCUUCACUGGGCCGCCAUUAAUAACAGACUGGAGCUUGUCAAGUAUUUCAUCUCCAAAGGAGCCAUUGUGGAUCAGCUGGGCGGGACUUUGAAUUCUACACCACUUCAUUGGGCCGUAAGGCAGGGUCACCUACAAAUGGUCAUUAUGCUGAUGAGGUGCGGCGCUGACCCCACUCUGAUCGAUGGGGAGGGUUACAGUAGUCUCCAUUUGGCCGUUCUGUUCCAGCACUUGCCUAUUAUUGCCUAUCUGGUGUCCAAGGGGCAGAGCGUCGACUCCCCAGACAUGAAUGGAAUGACUCCUCUCAUGCUCUCCGCCCACAGAAUCAUUGGGUUGGAGCCCACAAACUUCCUGUUAAAGUUGAAUCCAUCAAUUCACGCCACAGAUAAAGUUGAACGUAACACAGCUCUGCACUGGGCAGUCGUAUCUGGCAAUGUCAACGCUCUGGAUCUGCUGCUGGAGUCGGGCUGUAACUUGGACGCAGUGAAUGCCAAGGGUGAGACCCCCCUCGAGAUCGCCCGGCAAACCAGAAACCGAUUGACUGUCCAUAUACUCGCGGGUGAGGCGCAAAUGAGAUCCAGGCGCAGCUCACGGAUAAUGAAGGCUCUGCAACAAUAUGAGAUCUCGUUGGUCUCACUGAUGGUUCUGCUCAUCAUCUGGGCCGUGGGCUACGUCCUGGAUAUGAACACGGAUUCCUGGCUACUCAAAGGGACUCUCUUGGCUCUGCUGACUGCCGCCUCACAGCUCUUUGCCAGACAUUUCAUUGGUUAUAAGAGCCAAAAGUCGCUCCCCGCCAUCUUCUUCAGCUGCUCCAUCUUCUGGAUGUUCCUGACGUGGUUCAUCUACUUCCUGCCCAGCUUGGCUCGGAUGAUGUUUCAGUUGCCCUUUAUUAUCAGCAUGUUGUUCCUUUUCUACUUCUUCUACAAGACCUGGAGCACUGACCCCGGAUACAUAAAGUCGUCUGAGGAGGAGUCCAGACAGACCAUUAUUACCCUGGCUGAAGCUGGAUGUUUGGACGGCAGGUUAUUCUGCACUUCCUGUUUGGUGAAGAAACCAGUCCGAUCCAUGCACUGUCAGACGUGUAACUCCUGCGUGGCCAGAUUUGACCAGCACUGUAUGUGGACUGGCCAGUGUAUCGGUGCGGGUAACCAGCAUUACUUUGUGCUCUUCCUCGGCUCACUCUCACUCGUGGGAAACUGGAUGAUCUAUGCCACGGCUGUGUAUUGGUCAGAUCACUGCGGUGUCGGCAGCAAGAAGGACGGGAUGUGGAUGAUGCUGAGUCACAUGAUCGACUGCUCCCCGUGGGUUCUCUACAUGUUCUGUCUGGUCUGUACCUUCACUAUCUGGGCCUCCCUCAUGCUCCUAGUUCAGCUGUACCAGAUCACGUUCCUCGGCCUCACAACUCAGGAGCGAAUCAGCCUGCAGGUACAGAACCGCCAUUUAAAGCAUCAGGUCUCGCUGCGGAGAACUCCAUUCAACCGGGGCUGCCGUCAGAACCUGUCCGACUUCUUUCACUGCCAGUGUUUUGGACUGAUCAAAAGUCAACAAGCCAUCGACUGGACCAAGCAGUUCCACGGGGGGAUCCCCCCAGCCAGAAUGCGGCACCCCCAGACCGUCUGAAGGAUUCCCGCCAGGAAAACCCAUUCUCCUCUUUCAUUACUUCCCAUCAUUCCGCUAAAGGGUUAACGUCCCGCCUCCUGGUUCUGAGAAGGAACAAGACGAGUGAUCAGGUUUUCUGAUUUCCUAUUGGAUGUGACCAGUGACUGUAUCACAAUAUAAUGACGUAAGGUCUUGGGGGCUCAUUUACCAGCGCAAAGGGCUACGAUGGACUCGCGUUUAUUGAUUAUUAAUUAGGCUACUUGCCCCUACACACACACCCCCCAGCUGCUCUGAUAAAUUAUAUGGCUGCAAAUCCACAAAUCUUGAUAAAAACACUGACCUUCCCUAAUGCACCUGCCUUGUUCUACUGGAACUCAGGGGAAAUGCAUUGUGGGUAAAAGAUAUGGUGAUUUGCAUCCAAUUAGAGCAGUGAUUGACUAAAUGAGACUCCUGGUGUUACAGCGCUAGUGACUCCUAGUGGGGAUAUUUGGGUACUGCAGGGGCAUAUCAUUAAGCUUCAGAUUCAGUCUCAUUUCUCAUAACAAAUUAGGGGUGCACAGAAUUCAGGAUUCGGUUCUGGAUUCGGCCGAAUUCUUCUGCCAGGGCCGAACCAAAUU
Molecule: messenger RNA, 2595 nt
Organism: Xenopus laevis (African clawed frog)
Lineage: Eukaryota; Metazoa; Chordata; Amphibia; Anura; Pipidae
Gene: zdhhc13.L
Product: zinc finger DHHC-type containing 13 L homeolog
Exons: 17
Coding region: 149-1999 (616 amino acids)
Cellular component (GO): cytoplasmic vesicle membrane; Golgi membrane
Molecular function (GO): protein-cysteine S-palmitoyltransferase activity; palmitoyltransferase activity; acyltransferase activity
Source: RefSeq, a predicted model, not a curated record